AAUAGCCUUUCCUGCGACUGCGAGGUGUGUGAGUGAAGGAGUGUGAAAGUGGAAGCGUGCUCUGCAAGCGUUUUGGCCAUUUAGCGUGAGUGAAUGAGUGAAUGCAUGAUAGCAGUUAGGUAGUUUAGAGAUAUAUUUUCUUAUACUUGCUUACCUCCAGCAGGACUAAAUUUGUUCAUUAACACUACAAAGGGCCUUGCUAAACUGAAUCCAACGUCUCUCGUGGCAGCUUCCAGUUAGCAAACAGCCUGGAUUCAAUUACGGGUGCAGUUGUACCAGGUUUUGGCAGUUUGCAGUAAGGAAUUCGUUACAAUUUCUAGACAUGUCCGUGAGUAGUCAGAAGACCACCAGCCGUGCCAUUCCGUCCACCAGACGGGUGAUCAUCAACGAUGCGGCCCACAUGCCACAUGAUUACUCCACUACGCCUGGGGGGACUCUGUUUAGCACAACACCCGGAGGAACCCGCAUUAUCUACGACCGGAAGUUCCUCCUGGACUGCCGUAGCUCCCCUCUGGCCCGCACACCCCCCUGCUGCCUCCCUGACAUUCCAGGGGUGACCAGCCCCGCUGUAUCUACUGCCAACAAUGACACAGCCAAACACAAGCAGACCCUCAAUAAUAACUGCAGCCCCCCUGCAGAGAAGGGAGCAGGGGAAGAUGCCCAGUUUGAGAUGGACAUCUGAACUGCAUUGACACCCCAGAUCAAGAGGGAGAUGACAGCUGCUGAGCCCCCUUUUUUCCAUUAAGAAGAUAACUGUUCCAAAAGACACCACAUGAGCCAGGGGGUGUCCACCCUCUCUCAUCCACCUUAAAAAACCAGUGUUUACGCAACUGCUGUGCCUCAAUGCUGUAUUACUGUUCUACUGUACACCAGAGGUGUCGGGCCCGUUUCAGUACCAUCGGUAACAUGUCUGUCACCAAAUACUUUAUGCUCAUUAUGCCAUCUUCUGCAAGGGCAUUUUCUUCACUUGCUGUGUAAAACCAGCAGAGGUCUGGAAUGUUAUGGAGGGAAGUGACACUGUGUGGUCUGACCUGCUCUGUGAGGUAGUAGGAAGCAUUAUAGAGAAAGCUCAAAUCCCAAGCGCCAUUGCUGUCUUGCACCUCCUAGAGAGGUCUUUGCCUGACAAGGCCAAGUUUUACUUUGGGCCCUCCCUUACAUCUGGGCAACAAUGCCUUUUGUAUUGAUGAUAAUCUAUUUCUGUUCUGUUGAAAAGCAUUUUUCACAGUGUCAUUCAUGAGAAUGUAAUAUGCCUUUUUUAUUUUGUAAAUGCAGUGAAUCUCUGCACUCUGGGAAAGACACCUUGCCCUAAAGACAAAGUGAAGUGAAAGCACACAAAUAAAAACAAAGAAAGAA
Alosa sapidissima (American shad) is the source of this 1353-nucleotide messenger RNA. RefSeq names its product eukaryotic translation initiation factor 4E binding protein 1 (gene eif4ebp1). Gene Ontology annotation, cellular component: cytoplasm. Gene Ontology annotation, biological process: negative regulation of translational initiation. Gene Ontology annotation, molecular function: eukaryotic initiation factor 4E binding. The record is from RefSeq and is a predicted model, not a curated record. The transcript is spliced from 3 exons. NCBI's taxonomy places the organism in Eukaryota, Metazoa, Chordata, Actinopteri, Clupeiformes, Clupeidae. Bases 323 to 682 code for a protein of 119 amino acids.